This is a messenger RNA of Gongylonema pulchrum, 366 nucleotides long. Lineage: Eukaryota; Metazoa; Nematoda; Chromadorea; Rhabditida; Gongylonematidae. The record is from the annotation of a GenBank genome assembly.
AUGAGCGGUCGCGAUUUGUUCACUUAUAAUCCGGACUUGGUUGGUCAGGACGAGGAGGAUAUGGAAGGAGGGGUCGCGUUUGAACGGGAUGCGAACGAUGAAGAUGAGGACAGUGAGGCCGAAGUGAAAGCGUUUGUUAUUGAUGAACGCACAUUUUACUGCAUUGAUGAUGAAGGCCAUAUGUUAGAUGACGAUUUGGAUGAAGAUGAUAAGGUUGCCGACGCUGUAACUGAAAAUGUUGAAAUUAAUGAAGAACUGUUUGAUGUGGAUGAUGUACCAGAUUUGGAAAAUUUGAAUGAAAAAGAUGAGGAUGCUGUUGCAAAGAUGGCCAGGCUGAAGUUGGAAGAAAAGAAUAGUGUAAAAUAA